Aureobasidium subglaciale EXF-2481 is the source of this 4005-nucleotide messenger RNA. RefSeq lists its product as uncharacterized. The transcript is spliced from 5 exons. The record is from RefSeq and is a predicted model, not a curated record. Gene Ontology annotation, biological process: phosphorylation; phosphorelay signal transduction system. Bases 1 to 4005 code for a protein of 1334 amino acids. Lineage: Eukaryota; Fungi; Ascomycota; Dothideomycetes; Dothideales; Saccotheciaceae. Gene Ontology annotation, molecular function: phosphorelay sensor kinase activity; protein binding.
AUGACCGAUACCGCCUUUACCGCUUUGCAAUACCUGCCCAUGCCAGUCUUGGUUCUAUCUAGCGAGAAGACGGUCGUGCUUGCCAACGAGGCCUUGGGGAGACUGCUGGGCAUAGAUCUGCAACAACAGACUGGACCGGAAAGUGGCGAUAGCAACGAGCAAGAGGAUGUCAGGGGUGCCAGCGAUAUCCUGGGCGGAAUCCCCAUGGACAACCUUGGAAUGGACCUCCUCCAGAACGCGAAUCCUGUAUGGAUGCGUUGGGCAGACUUUCUCAAUACCAUCAAGCAAGACGCUGUCGAUGCUAGCGCCCAGGCAGAAACAAAGUCUGAUGGCGGGGACACCACGCCCACAGCAGAGAACUAUGAUGCCAUCAGCCUGCAGUCCAAGCCUGUGCCUCUGACCCGCGCCAACCUGGCUCGCACUACUGUACACGAUGCUGCUGUCGACGUCGUCUUCUCUACGAACCGCGACCCCAUUACAGGUCUUCCUCGCACCAAGGAGCUCAACCACGAUGCGUCGGGCCAUAUUCAGUCCACAGUCAUCAUCACCGUUUGGUCUGCCGAUGAUGUGGACUACUACACCUUGGUCUUUACCUCAGCAGCCGAGACUCAGUCUUCGUCUUCCCGCUCAAGCCACCGUACUGUUGCAAGGACCCACACUACCUUUUCCUCAGGCAUGGGAUCUGGAUCAAGCUCUAGUUCGAGCGGUCGUCGUACACAACAUCAACAUCGUACCAGCCUCUCCGGUAGCCCGUCUGUGUUUGCUCCUUCACUUUUGCCUACUGGGCCUCCUUCUCUAACUACUUCUGCUGCUGCGCCCUCUCUGUUUUCAAAGUCUAAUCGUCUGAAAGAUGCCCUGCUGAAUUCGCUGAGCGAUCCGGCUUUCGCCAUGUGGAAAGAUGAAUCUUUCGGUAUCCCCAACAAAGCUGCUGUGCGGAUGGUCUAUCCUGAUGACGAAGAAGGCGUCACGGGAGUUCGAGACCAGCGAGACUUCCUCUCGAAAUAUGUUCUCUGGAAGGAAGACUUUUCUGAACUGCUCCCGAUGAGCGAGUUUCCUAUCAUGCAUCUCAUGACAACAGAGAAGCGAUUCUCAAACAGACGUGUCGGCAUGCACCACCCCAGAUCUGGCGACAAGAUUAUAUACGACGUUGACGGCGAGACUAUUACUGACAGUAAGACUGGUGAAUUCCUCGGUGGUCUUGUCAUCUUCCAUAACGUUACUGAGUAUGCCAAUACCAUCACCGCUCAGAAGGUACAGAACGAGCGACAAUUUGAGGACAUAACCAACAUGAUACCGCAAAUGAUCUGGACAACCACACCGACCGGUCAGCAUGACUACUAUUCGAGAAGAUGGUACGAAUACACAGGCCUCUCCGUAGAUCAAAGUCUCGGCAACGGUUGGGAAAAUCCAUUCCAUCCAGAUGAUAUGGAGUUGACGGGAAAGAGAUGGGCACACAGUCUAGCGUCUGGCGAGGAAUACAGAACAGAAUACAGAUGCCAAUCCAAAGAUGGAGAUUGGCGCUGGAUGCUGGGUCGAGCAGUGCCCAUGAAGGACUCGUCUGGAAAGAUUGUCAAAUGGUUUGGUACUUGCACUGAUAUCCAUGAGUUGGUGCUUGCUCGAGAAGACGCUCGACAGAUGAGACUGCAGCUUCUGCAAGUCAUCGAAAUGGCCAAGAUUACGCUAUGGUCGGUGAACUCCGAUCGCAACCUGUCCAUGCUUGAGGGAGCUAUUGUAUGGAACGAUGACUCCAAGCACUCUGACGAAGAGAUCCGAAGAUACGCUAUCGGUAAGAAUGUUUUCGAGUUAUUUGACACAGCAGCCAUUCUGGAUGGUGGUCAUCACAAAGAGUACAUCGAGAACAUUCUGGCUGGCAGACAAAACGAUGAGACCUCUGAACUGCAUUUGAAAGAAGGCAAUACGUGGGUCCGCACAAGAUUUGUUCCUCUGCAACGCUUGGAGCGCAAUGCAGGUGUGGAGGGCGACGCUUUUGUGGAUGGUGUCGUCGCCGUCAGUAUGGACGUAACGGAUCUGAGAAAACGAGAGGAACAACUUCGAGAACGCGAUCGGGAAAACUCGCGUCUGUUAGCCCAGAGCGAGGCUGCGAAGGAAGCCAGCAAGAUGAAGUCGCAAUUCUUAGCCAAUAUGUCUCACGAGAUCCGCACACCCAUUGCCGGCGUCAUCGGCAUGUCUGAGCUUCUAUUGGACGAUACAGAAGGCACUCUGACCGAAGAGCAACGUGAGUGUGCUGAGAAUCUACAACGAUCGGCCAACGGCCUUCUUACUGUGAUCAACGACAUCCUUGACUUCUCCAAGGUGGAGAGUGGCCGACUUGACAUAGAGGAUGUCCAAUUCGACUUGAAUGUCGUUGUUCGCGAUGUCAACAAGAUGCUCACCUUUGCGGCCGAACGCAAAGGUCUCAUGUACAUCGACGAGACUCAAGAGCUCGAACGCCUAAAAGUCAUGGGUGACCCAGGCCGUCUGAGGCAGAUUUUGACUAAUCUUCUCACUAAUUCGAUCAAGUUUACCUCCGAAGGCAGCGUUAAGAUGCAGGUCAAGAUCAAAGAGGAAACUGCGGAGACCGUGGCUGUGCAAUUCAUGGUUGAAGACACUGGUAUAGGUAUCGAAGAAGAGGUCAGAAAGAGACUAUUCCAGCCUUUCUCACAAGCAGAUUCCAGUACGGCCAGGCGCUUUGGUGGAACUGGUCUUGGUCUGACCAUUAGCAAGAAUCUGGUUGAACUCAUGCACGGCGAGAUUUCGCUGGAAUCCUCAUUGGGACUUGGUACCAAAGCAUCAUUCUGGAUACCAUUCAACAAAGCACCGUAUCUCUCUGGAGAUUCACCUCCAUUAGACAUGGGUCCAAUUCCUCACCGACUGCAUUCUGAGCUUUCGAUGUCUGAGUACAGUGGAGCACAGCCUCCAGGCUCGCCAUUGAAACCAGGUAUUCGCCAACCAUCUGUAGACUCACGCAGAGCGUCUCCAGCUCAGCUCGAUCUACCACUUGGACUAUCAGACGAGGAGAGGCGGAAGACACAUGUUCUUGUUGUUGAAGACAACCCGAUCAACCAGCAGAUUGCCCUGAAGACCAUCAAAAAGCUCAAAUUCUCUGUCAAUGCCGUAUGGAACGGACAAGAAGCACUUGAUUAUCUCAGCAAACCAGAAACUCCAGAGCACCCGAGGCCUGAUAUUAUCCUGAUGGACGUACAAAUGCCCAUUCUGGAUGGCUACAAAGCAACAUACACAAUCCGUCAUUGCGAGCCGUUCAUCGCCGACGAACAGAUUCAAAACACGCCCAUCGUCGCAAUGACUGCAAGCGCAAUUCAAGGCGAUAGAGAGAAGUGCGAGAAGGCUGGAAUGAACGACUACCUGGCCAAGCCUGUGAAGGGUAAGACGCUGGAGCAAAUGCUACUGAAGUGGGCUGUCGAAAAGAAACGCAAGACAGCCUUGUCAUCCAACACACCCACCAACAAAUCUCCUGUGCCCACAAGCAUUCCUCAACCUCCACCCCAAUCUGGCCCCUCAAGAGAUAAUGUCCAGGAGGAGGCGCAACCAAAGAUGGACAUUCGACCCACCACAUCAGGCCAGAGAGCAACAGACGUUCUUUCGACAAAGCUCAACAAGCUGAACUUCCAGAAUGAUUCAGUAUUUGCACGAUCUGCCGAAACUGCAGAGAGUCGUUCGAUGGAUCGGUUGCGAAACGAAGAGAAGGCGAUGCAAUUGCGUGAUCAGCAGUUGUUUGCAAGCGCAGCUACACCCACAAAACUUUUGGGUAUACCAGGAGAGACGCCAGCACAAGACAACGUGACCGACGCUCGUCCCUCGAAACUCACGCGCGAGAACAUCGAGAAGUUGACUCGGAACGGACCUUUGGCCCACGUGAGCCAGCCAGAUGUGGAUACUUCAAGUCUAGAUGUCACGGUCGACAGCAUUGCCCAACGGCGAUCAGGGAGGCCCUCCAUUGGAGCUCGGAUGAAGUCCGAAGGUGAGAAGACAGUCUUGCCAGAGUGA